AUGGAUCCCGCCAUUGGUGUUGUGGCCUUUCUUACGAUCUCCGCUCAGGUUAUUCGUCUCUAUGACGACUACAUCCAGAGCAUCAAGGAUGCCCCGCACACGGUCCGCAACAUUCGGUUGGAGGUCUCCUCCGUAACAUGCGUCGUCGAGAAUCUCCGGGAUACCCCGAAUGUCGAUUCCCCAUCGGUCUCAGAGCCGGUUCGGAAGCUCUGGUGCGAAGGCGGGACAAUGAGUUCUUGCUUGCAAGCUAUGUCACAGCUGGAAUCACUCCUCGCAGAUCAAACAACCAAACGCCCCACUGCUGACUCUCAGAAGAAAGGCAAAACUCGAGAGACACUUGCCCAGGUAGUUGAGGUUGGGUCACGAGUAAUUGCAGCUGCGAGGUGGCCUUUCAAGGAAAAAGAGGCAAAAAAGUUGCUUAAAGAGAUCUCGGACCACAAGCAAACGAUAAAUCUCGCCCUUUCUGUUGAUUCGAGCUUCGACAUGAAGAAACUCAGAGCGGGAGUGGACCUCCUGGUCAAGGAGUCCAUGGACCAGGCCAAGGAGUCCGUGGAAGAUUCUCAGCGGCAAGAAAUCUGCCAGUGGCUGGAGGAAGACAAUCCUUCAUCAAGGCUGCAUAAAACAGCAGCUAGGCUGCAUUCCGAGGGGACUGGUUCGUGGGUUCUAGACUUGGAGCAAUGGAAAGACUGGGUUGCCAGAACCACGCGAUGCGUCUGGAUCCAUGGUAUUCCCGGAGCAGGAAAAUUAAUCAUGGCGUCAUUUCUCUUCAACGAAAUCAACAAGAUUACCGGCCUUUCCAAAAACGCUACAUCGAUUUAUUUCUAUUGCUACUUUGGUAAUAAUCAGGACGAGACCAAUCCACUGUUGGCAUGGAUAGUCGGCCGGCUCUGUCGCCGCGCGGAAAAAAUGCCACAUAACCUGCGCUCAAUCUACAGAACUCGUAUUCGGCCGAAUGAUGACGAGCUUUUGGAAGGUCUCGAAAAUAUCCUUAACUCAUUCACUUGUGUCCAUGUCGUCAUUGAUGCGUUAGACGAGAGCAAGGAACCUUACACGACGCUUCUCAGGACCCUCAAGAAAAUUGCAACAGAGCCACGUUUCAACAAGAUACAGUUGCUAGUCACAAGCCGAGAUCUUACUAAUAUUCGAUGGGUUCUUUCAGACUUCUCCGCCCCAGUUGCGAUGCAGCUGGACAAGGUUGAGGGGGACAUACGAAAUCACGUCACCGAGCUAUUGCAAAAAGAGCUCGAGUUUUCAGGAUGGCCAGAGAAACUACGUCGCGACGUCGCGGAGAGGCUCGCAGUUGGUGCGGAGGGCAUGUUCCGUUGGGUUCACUGUCAAAUCGACAUUCUUAAACAGCUUCGGUCAAUCAAAGCGGUCGAAGAGGCCCUCUCUAGUCUCCCGAAGGGAUUAGAUGAGACAUACCAUCGUAUAUUUGAAAUGAUCCCCGAACACGAACGUACCUACGUCAAGAGAACGCUGUCUUUUCUUUGUGCCCACGACAAGUUUGCCAUCAUUCCCGGUUUCCCAAUGCAUCAACCUGAUCUCCUUUCCUUGGUGACGGAGAACUGGAGGCGCGAAAACGGCCAAUCUUCUGGAAGUGAUCUAUACGGCCUCGCUAUGCUUGAAAAAGCCUGCGGCUGUCUUGUUACCUUUGGCAAAAACGAAUGGGACUUUGAUGUGGCCUAUUUGGCGCAUUCUUCCGUCAGGGAAUUUCUAUUUUCUGAGCGACAAGAUACGAACUCCAAUGCGAUCAGUCGGCUGUUUGCAAUGUCCCAAGACAUAGUCGAUCGAAAUUUCCUGGAGGCUACGGUUACAGUGAUUCUGGAAUACACUGGCCCCGACGAUGGCGAUGUGUAUAGUUACGCUUACGUCGGCGCCAUACUUGCCAUUGAGCAUCAUCUCAAAGACCUCAGGAGCUGGAAAUUGGAUUCUCUCGUACUUCAAAUGGUGACACCACAAAGCCAGUGUUUUGAGAAGUUGAUAAGGGUAAUGUUGGGGGACCCAGACGAAAACCGAGAAAGGCUGACUAAGGUGUAUCAUGCACUGAAAUGA
Messenger RNA from Ilyonectria robusta, 2052 nucleotides. RefSeq lists its product as uncharacterized. NCBI's taxonomy places the organism in Eukaryota, Fungi, Ascomycota, Sordariomycetes, Hypocreales, Nectriaceae. The transcript has 4 exons. Bases 1 to 2052 code for a protein of 683 amino acids. The record is from RefSeq and is a predicted model, not a curated record.